Ostertagia ostertagi is the source of this 225-nucleotide messenger RNA. Lineage: Eukaryota; Metazoa; Nematoda; Chromadorea; Rhabditida; Trichostrongylidae. The record is from the annotation of a GenBank genome assembly.
AUGCAGUGGAAUCACGUGAACAUGAUCAAUUAUUACUGUCCCAGUUGGGAGGAUAAUAAUCUAUUAAUGGUGAAUGAUUCUACCAAUUUUUGGAAUGUCUACGAGGUGGACGUUGGGCCAGAGUUUAAGGAGAGGAACGUGUUCCCUGUCGAUCAUGAAAUUGGCUAUCCGCUUUGGCAAUUCGCUGACCGACCUUAUGCCUCUAAUGGAUCCUGUAUUGUGAGU